AUGCAAGAUGGCUUUCAGUUCGUCGGACGCGUCCCUUAUCCAAUAACCGAGCCGAAGCACCUAGUCGUGGCUAGCGAAGUCGCAACGAUGGAUUUUCUCCGCUUGCACGGCAUACCUGUCCCUAAGAUCUACAGCUACUCGGCCACAUCUGAGAACUCUGCUGGCACCGAAUACCUUUUCAUGGACCUAGUUCGCGGAACGAACUUGGGCGAGGUCUGGUAUGACCUGUCUGAGAAGGCUAGAAUUACCGUUGUCACUAAACUGGUGGAGUUAGAGUCUCGACUAUUUGCACUUCCGUUUCCGGCAAGCGGCAGCCUGUACUAUACCAAGGAUCUGCCGGCGGACUCCAACAAGGUUGACAUUUCUAUCGCCGAUCCUGCACGCAGUAGUUGCUUUUGCAUUGGUCCUGACACAAGACUUGUCCUGUGGUAUGGAAAAAGACUCGGCAUCCAGAUUGAUCGUGGACCAUACAUCGAUGCAGCGGCGGCUCUUGCAGCUGGGGCUAUGAAGGAGAUUGCAUAUUUGAUAAGAUUCGGCAAACCGCUUCAUCCUUUCCAACGUCUCCGCCGAGAGAUUUACAACUAUCAGAAGCAAUCGCCAUCCGAGCAUCUAGACAGCCUAGAUAAAUACCUGCGGAUCGCACCUUAUCUCAUACCGAACGGCAACCGCACCCUUAUCCGCCCAACGUUAAGGCACCCUGAUCUCCAGCCCAAUAACGUAUUCAUCUCCGAUGCACUCGAUAUCACUGGCUUAAUCGACUGGCAACACUGCGCAAUACUCCCGCUCUUUUUGCAAUGCGGAAUUCCAAACAGCCUCCAGAAUUACGGCGACGGUGUCUCAGAAUCGCUGAUACCCCCUGAAUUACCUCACAAUUUCGACGAGCUGAGCGAAAGCGAACAAUUCGAGCAAGUCUUGCUCCUACGUCGGCGUCAACUUCACUACUUCUAUGUCGCAGCAACUGCUAAGCUUAACUCGACGCACUAUGACGCCCUAACCCACGACCUCGGCAUUUUAAGGCGCAAACUCUUUGAUCACGCGAGCUCCCCCUGGGAAGGCGAUAAUGUGACUCUCAAAGCCGACUUGAUCGAUUUGACGAAGAACUGGUCCAACAUCGCCACUUUAGGCUCGAGCACAAGCGACAAUGUGCGCCCCCCUUGCCCGAUCGCCUUCUCGGAAGAGGAGGUGAGCGAGUGUCUGCGCCUGAAUGCUGCGCAGGCCGAGGCAGACGAGCAGCUCCAGGCCUGUAGGGAUGCUAUCGGCAUUGGGCCCGAGGGAUGGGUGCCCCUAGAACAGUAUAAUGAGAUAAAGCAACGCGAAAAUAAGCUGAAAGCUGAUGCGCUUGAGGCAGCUGAGUCUGAGGAGGAACGGCUGAGAAUAUGCGAGCAUUGGAUAUUCGAUGACUUUGAUGAGGAGGAGUACUCGUAG
This is a messenger RNA of Trematosphaeria pertusa, 1425 nucleotides long. RefSeq lists its product as uncharacterized. Bases 1 to 1425 code for a protein of 474 amino acids. The record is from RefSeq and is a predicted model, not a curated record. Lineage: Eukaryota; Fungi; Ascomycota; Dothideomycetes; Pleosporales; Trematosphaeriaceae. Gene Ontology annotation, cellular component: mitochondrion. The transcript is spliced from 2 exons.